AUGGGCCGAUACGUGGCCAAGCGGAAGCUCGAAAGCGACCUUCAAGGAUCAAAACGCAGGUUCGCCAACAUGAUCGGCGGCCAGGAGCUGAAGCCAGAUUCUGAAACUGUCUCCGGCCAUUCCGAUGCCAUGAAGCGAAUCAAUGGUGGUGGUCUUACCCCCAAGACGCCAGGACAUUUCAAGAUUGGGAUCGUCGGCUCCGGCGUAGGUGGACUUUUCACAGCUUUAGCCAUUGACUGGAUCAACGAAACCAUCGCCAAGGAGAAGGGAUCUAAGCACCUUAACAUCUCCUACGAAAUUCUAGACUCUUCGAAUGAGAAACGGUUUGGCGGCAGACUUUACACUCACCGCUUCAGUGAGGAUGGCGUCCAUGAUUACUAUGAUAUUGGGGCGAUGCGAUACCCCAAGAAUGCAGUCAUGGACAAGUAUUACUUGAACGAUGACAAAGGAUUUUGCCCUACAUUUUUCAACAACGUUCGUGAAGUUGGGAAUCCAUAUCGGAAGGGUUUCACCGAGAAGGAUCCUUUCGGACUGAACAAGGGUAUUGCCGAAGACAAGCAUCUCAGAGCAAAUGCAAUCGGCGAUUUCAUUGCAUAUAUCAAGCAGCAGCUUGAUAACUACAUCAAUGACGGAACACCAAUGCCCGUUGAAGCUGAGGAUGAGCUUUGGGACCUCUUGAUGAAAUGUGAUCAGAUGAGUGUGCUUGAAAGUGACGGCCUAAUUCCUGGCUUCCCCAUUGGCGCACCAUUCGGGCCAGGCUUUAGUCACAACACCAUUCAAUGGCUCGAGACAGCCACUUGCGGCACUGGCUGGUAUGAUCAAAGCUUAACAGAAGCUAUCUUGGAAAGCAUUGACUUCUACAUUACUGAUGAUGAGUAUUGGGAAGGGCCGAGGGACUAUCGGCAUGAAUCCUUCUUCACUGCUCCGAAGUUGGAUUUGGCCAACAGAAAUGCCACAGCUGCCAAUCUUCUCAUCGGCAUCCUUGCGACAAUUUUGACGUUUGUGGCAAAAGCUAAAAGCUUCCGAUUCCAUAACAUUCAAAAGCGCCAAACUAAUUCGACUAGCAUCACUAUCCGUGAUGUAGUAGCACAUCCAAAUGCCACAGGAACGUGGCCCAUCAACGGCAUUGAUGUGACGAAACCACUUCUGGACCCGCCAAGCGACGACUACGGCCCCGGAAAUGGUUGGAGCAUCAACAUUGCCAUUGCCACCAACAUUACUGCGGAUAAAAUCAGCACUUCGGCAUCGAAUCCUGCAGCCAUCACUCUCGAGGCGCCAGCAAAUGCUUUUCAAAACGUAAAUUCGUCGACGAACUACACUGAGAAUUACGAUAUCUGCUCUUUCGCCUGGUUUGAAAAUGUCUGGACCGUGGAAGAAUUGGAGAUGCUCCAAGAUGAUGUCAACGGGUCCUGCAACGGUAUCAUUUCCGAUGAGUGUAUCCAAGAGACAAAAGAGGUCCUGGGGGGUAAGCCGUGCUAUAGCUUCAGGGGCUUCGACCUGCCUAAAAGCUGCCCACAAGCACUUGCGUUCCCCUCGUCUUUUCGGAGAAACGUGACUUUCAAUCUGCCCACCGGAACUUCCACCAACGAGGGUUCAUCUUCUCAACUCUUCGGCAUAUGGGGACCUUAUUCGAACAGAUCGGAAGCUGAUCUACGUGAUGCUUGGAGAGACUCGGUCGAAUUAUAGCGUCUUUCGAUGUGUUCGAGCCAAUAACAUUGUACAGGGAAGUCGCGAACCAGGAUCCUUUGGAAGUAAUAGAAGAAGCUCUGCAGUUCGGGCUUCUUGGUCAACCUGC
Molecule: messenger RNA, 1795 nt
Organism: Colletotrichum godetiae
Lineage: Eukaryota; Fungi; Ascomycota; Sordariomycetes; Glomerellales; Glomerellaceae
Exons: 9
Coding region: 1-1686 (561 amino acids)
Source: RefSeq, a predicted model, not a curated record